AGGGAGGAGAGAACCGGGGCUCGCAACGAGCCUUCAAGAACAGCGGCUGCGGAGAAGGCGGCAGCAGCGGCGGCGGACCGGAGCGGCGGCGGCAACGCAGCCUUGGGGCCAGCCAGGCGCGCAUCCCCGGGCACCCAGCGCAGCGGAGAGCUCGGCAGGCCACGAGAGCCACAGGAUAGGAGUGGACAAAGCAAGAUGGCAGGGAUAUUAGCUUGGUUCUGGAACGAGAGGUUUUGGCUCCCGCACAAUGUCACCUGGGCAGACCUGAAAAACACGGAGGAAGCCACCUUCCCGCAGGCUGAGGACCUCUACCUCGCCUUCCCCUUGGCCUUCUGCAUCUUCAUGGUGCGGCUCAUCUUCGAGAGAUUUGUAGCCAAACCAUGUGCUAUAGCCCUCAACAUCCAGGCCAAUGGACCACAGAUUGCUCAGCCAAAUGCCAUUCUGGAAAAGGUCUUCACUGCGAUUACAAAGCAUCCUGAUGAAAAGAGAUUGGAAGGCCUCUCCAAGCAGCUUGACUGGGAUGUUCGCAGUAUUCAGCGCUGGUUUCGACAAAGACGCAACCAGGAGAAGCCAAGCACACUGACGAGGUUCUGUGAGAGCAUGUGGAGAUUUUCAUUUUUCCUUUAUAUAUUUACCUACGGAGUCCGGUUCCUGAAAAAGAGCCCGUGGCUGUGGAAUACAAGGCACUGCUGGUACAACUACCCCUAUCAGCCGCUCACAACUGACCUUCACUACUACUACAUCCUGGAGCUGUCGUUUUAUUGGUCUUUAAUGUUUUCCCAGUUCACUGAUAUCAAAAGAAAGGACUUUGGCAUUAUGUUCCUGCACCACCUUAUAUCUGUUUGCUUGAUUUCUUUUUCAUAUGUCAACAAUAUGGCCCGAGCAGGGACCCUAGUCCUUUGUAUUCAUGAUUCAGCUGAUGCUCUUCUAGAGGCUGCCAAAAUGGCAAAUUAUGCCAAGUUUCAGAAAAUUUGUGAUCUACUAUUUGUUAUGUUUGCCAUCGUUUUUAUCACCACGCGGCUUGGUAUAUAUCCUCUCUGGGUGUUAAAUACUACAUUAUUUGAAAGUUGGGAGAUCGUUGGUCCUUACCCUUCCUGGUGGGUUUUUAACCUACUGCUGUUGGUAGUACAAGGGUUGAACUGUUUCUGGUCUUAUUUGAUCAUAAAAACAGCCUGCAAAGCUAUUUCAAAAGGCAAGGUAUCUAAAGAUGAUCGAAGUGAUAUUGAAUCUAGCUCAGAUGAAGAGGGCUCAGAACCUCCAGGGAAGAACCCCCACACUGCGACAACCACCAAUGGGACCAGUGGAACUAAUGGGUACCUCCUGACUGGCCCUUGCACCGUGGAUGAUUAAUUACUCAAAACUAUAAGUCCUGAACAAAGUGAACUAUUUGUUCUGGGAAUUAUUUAAUAAGUUGCAAAUGCAGUUCCUUUCAUAAUAUCUCAGCACCAGAAACAAAAUUUAGGAUUAUCAAAGCAUUUUGAUAGUGCACUGCCAUAUACCUGUCUGUGACACCAUUCUCUAUACGUAGGCAUGCUGUCUGUGAUUGACACAAGGGAACAGUACUGUCUUAGAAUAUUAUUUAUUUUUUUUGUAUUUGUUUGUAAAUCUGUGGACAAAAGAGGAUUUCCUCACUCCGUUUUCUCUCUGGGUUCAUGACAGUGAGGGAGACGCUCCAUCCGCUUCUACCCCUUCCUGUUGUAGCCCAGUCUGCUAUGCGCAUCAGCUUAAUUUGUCACAUAGAAGCAAGAAAAACCUAGUGCAAAAUUCCCAUACGGCUCCCAAUAGCUUCUUUGUUACAGUGCCUAGUUUGAAAUUGCCUGUGCAGUCUCCAUGACCAUUCUCCCAGUGUAAAGUUUAAACAGGAAGAGCCAGGUUUUUAAAUCAUCACUUGGUGGGGUCAAUUAGCAGUUCAAAUUAAAGAACAUGGUGAUGGGAA
Messenger RNA from Orycteropus afer afer, 1936 nucleotides. The record is from RefSeq and is a predicted model, not a curated record. NCBI's taxonomy places the organism in Eukaryota, Metazoa, Chordata, Mammalia, Tubulidentata, Orycteropodidae.